GUCUGUGUGUGUCUGAGGGAGAGCGAGCGAGAGUGAGUGAGUGUGAGUGCGGGCUCGGGUGGUGGCCGUUAAACGUUCGGCGGAGCGGCUUAAAGCAGCGGAGAAGAAGAGAAACAACGUCGGGGUGCUUCCGCCCCCGCUUAGGUAGAAGGAGGAGCUGGUGGGGACAAGAAAGUGAUUCGUCCUGGGCCUGGACUUUACCGAGUCUGGCCGGUGCGGGUCUGAGCUAUGAACCUUUGAGGGUCGCUUGGGACGCCGAGAGAGACACGAGAGCCGAGAGCUAUGUCUCAGCCGCCGCCGCCACCCCCGCUGCCGCCGCCGCCUCCUCCCCCUGAGGCUUCUCAGACUCCGCCGCCCCUGGCGGCUGCUGCGGCGGCUGCUCCGGGGGGGCUCUCGAAACGGAGAGACCGGAGAAUCCUAUCCGGGAGCUGCCCGGAUCCGAAGUGCCAGGCGCGUUUAUUCUUCCCGGCCUCCGGUUCCGUCAGCAUCGAGUGUACCGAGUGCGGACAGCGGCAUGAGCAGCAGCAGCUGCUGGGGGUGGAGGAGGUGACCGACCCGGACGUAGUACUACAUAACCUGCUGCGGAACGCGCUGCUCGGGGUGACAGGGGCACCCAAGAAGAACACGGAACUGGUAAAGGUGAUGGGCCUUUCCAACUACCACUGCAAAUUGUUGUCGCCCAUAUUAGCUCGCUAUGGAAUGGACAAACAGACGGGCCGGGCUAAGCUUCUCCGGGACAUGAACCAGGGCGAACUGUUCGAUUGCGCUUUACUGGGUGACCGCGCCUUCCUCAUCGAACCAGAGCAUGUUAACACAGUGGGCUAUGGCAAGGACCGCUCUGGAAGCCUCCUGUAUUUGCACGACACUCUUGAGGACAUCAAGCGGGCCAAUAAAAGUCAGGAAUGCCUCAUUCCAGUGCAUGUGGACGGAGAUGGACACUGCUUGGUGCAUGCUGUGUCCCGGGCGCUAGUAGGCCGGGAGCUCUUCUGGCACGCUUUGAGAGAGAAUCUUAAACAGCACUUUCAGCAGCACCUGGCCCGGUAUCAAGCCCUGUUCCAUGACUUCAUAGAUGCUGCUGAGUGGGAGGACAUUAUCAAUGAGUGUGACCCUCUGUUUGUACCACCUGAAGGUGUCCCCUUGGGCCUGAGGAACAUCCACAUAUUUGGCCUUGCCAAUGUGUUACAUCGCCCUAUUAUUCUCUUAGAUUCCCUCAGUGGCAUGAGAAGCUCUGGUGAUUAUUCAGCUACCUUUCUGCCUGGGCUCAUCCCUGCAGAGAAGUGCACUGGGAAGGAUGGACAUUUGAACAAACCAAUCUGUAUUGCAUGGAGUAGCUCUGGUAGAAACCAUUAUAUUCCCUUGGUAGGCAUAAAAGGGGCUGCUUUGCCUAAACUGCCAAUGACUUUGCUUCCUAAAGCGUGGGGUGUGCCUCAGGACCUUAUUAAAAAGUACAUCAAACUUGAGGAGGAUGGUGGUUGUGUUAUUGGAGGAGACAGAAGUUUGCAGGAUAAAUACUUACUUAGGCUUGUUGCUGCUAUGGAAGAAGUCUUUAUGGACAAACAUGGUAUCCAUCCUAGUUUGGUUGCUGAUGUCCAUCAGUAUUUCUACAGGAGGACUGGGGUGAUAGGAGUUCAGCCUGAAGAAGUCACAGCAGCUGCUAAAAAAGCAGUACUGGAUAAUCGCCUUCACAAAUGUUUGCUCUGUGGUGCCCUUUCUGAACUUCAUGUUCCUCCAGAGUGGCUGGCUCCAGGAGGGAAACUGUAUAACCUGGCAAAAAGUACUCAUGGACAGCUGAGGCCUGACAAAAAUUAUAGCUUUCCCUUGAACAAUUUGGUUUGCUCAUAUGAUUCAGUGAAAGAUGUUCUUGUACCAGACUACGGAUUGAGUAACCUAACAGCUUGUAAUUGGUGCCAUGGCACAUCUGUGCGAAGGGUCAGAGGAGAUGGGUCUAUUGUGUAUUUGGAUGGGGACAGAACUAAUUCUAGGUCCACUGGUGGCAAAUGUGGUUGUGGAUUCAAACAUUUUUGGGAUGGUAAGGAGUAUGACAAUCUACCGGAAGCUUUUCCUAUUACUUUGGAAUGGGGUGGAAGAGUGGUCAGAGAAACAGUAUAUUGGUUCCAGUAUGAAAGCGAUUCAUCUUUGAAUAGUAAUGUUUAUGAUGUUGCAAUGAAACUUGUUACCAAGCACUUUCCAGGUGAAUUUGGGAGUGAAAUCCUAGUUCAGAAAGUUGUCCACACUAUAUUGCAUCAGACUGCCAAAAAGAAUCCUGAUGAGUAUACUCCUGUAAAUAUAGAUGGUGCUCAUGCCCAAAGAGUUGGAGAUGUACAAGGACAGGAGUCAGAGUCUCAGCUCCCAACUAAAAUUAUUCUUACUGGACAGAAAACAAAAACUUUGCACAAGGAGGAGUUAAACAUGAGUAAAACUGAAAGAACUAUCCAACAGAAUAUUACAGAACAAUCAUCUGUAAUGCAGAGACGGAAAACAGAGAAGCUAAAACAAGAACAAAAAGGGCAACCCAAGACUGUUUCUCCCAGUACCAUUCGCGAUGGUCCAUCCUCUGCACCUGCUACCCCUACCAAGGCCCCCUAUUCACCAUCAACUUCUAAAGAGAAGAAGAUCCGAAUAACAACUAAUGAUGGGCGACAGUCCAUGGUUACACUUAAGUCUUCAACAACUUUUUUUGAACUUCAGGAAAGCAUAGCCAGAGAAUUUAACAUUCCUCCAUAUUUACAGUGUAUUCGAUAUGGCUUUCCUCCUAAAGAGUUAUUGCCACCCCAAGCAGGAAUGGAAAAGGAGCCAGUUCCUUUACAGCAUGGUGACAGGAUUACAAUAGAGAUUCUAAAAAGUAAAGCAGAAGGUGGUCAGGCCGCUGCAGCACACUCGAUGCAGGCUGUGAAACAAGAGGAGAUUGCUGUUACUGGUAAACUGUCAUCUAAGGAACUUCAGGAGCAAGCUGACAAAGACAUGUACUCCUUGUGUCUUUUUGCAACAUUAAUGGGAGAAGAUGUAUGGUCUUAUGCAAAGGGGGUUCCUCACAUGUUCCAGCAGGGUGGUGUAUUCUACAAUAUUAUGAAGAAAACCAUGGGUAUGGCUGAUGGCAAGCAUUGUACUUUUCCACAUCUGCCUGGCAAAACCUUUGUCUAUAAUGCUUCUGAAGAUAGACUGGAAUUGUGUGUGGAUGCUGCAGGACAUUUCCCCAUUGGUCCUAAUGUUGAAGAUUUAGUUAAAGAGGCUGUAAGUCAGGUUCGAGCAGAGGCUACUACAAGAAGUAGGGAAUCAAGUCCCUCACAUGGGCUAUUGAAACUAGGUAGUGGUGGAGUAGUGAAAAAGAAAUCUGAGCAACUUCAUAAUGUAACUGCCUUUCAGGGAAAAGGGCAUUCUCUAGGAACUGCGUCCAGUAACCUACACCUUGAUCCAAGAGCUAGGGAAGCUCCAGUUGUAAGGAAGCAUAACACGGGGACAGACUUUAGUAAUAGUUCCAUUAAAACAGAGCCUUCUGUAUUUACAGCUGCUCCUGGUAACAGUGAGCUUAUUCGAAUAGCUCCUGGAGUAGUUACAAUGAGAGAAAGCAGGCAGCUGAAUCCUGAUGUGGUUGAGGCCCAAAGAAAAAAGUUGCAGGAAAUGGUUUCUUCUAUUCAGGCUUCUAUGGACAAACACUUGCGGGAUCAAAGUACGGAGCAGUCACCAUCUGAUCUUCCUCAAAGGAAAGUAGAAGUUGUGAGUUCUUCUGUGAAGUCUGGUAGUCUUCAGACUGGCUUAUGUGAAUCUUUUUCUUUAACUGGUGGCACUGAAAAUAUGAAUACAGUAACAACUGAUAGCUGUGUGACAGAGGCACUGGGAGCAGCAUUUGCCACAAGGUCAAAAGCACAAAAAGGGAAUUCUGUGGAGGAGCCUGAAGAGAUGGAUAGUCAAGAUGCUGAGAUGACAAACACAAUUGAGCCAAUGGAUCACUCUUGAUUUAAUUAGAAGUAUGUAAUAUUUGUUGACUGGGCCACAUAACUUGAUUAGUCAUUAAAAAUCUUGUACGUAUGUAAUUCAAAGAUUUUAUCUUGUUAUUCAGUGCAUGAUAGCAAGUGUGUGACUGGCAAUAGCUUUUAAUAUACCCACUGCCCAGGCUGGCUCUGUUUUCCUAUAAUUAGUUAUUAGAUCUGCUGAGAUGAGUUUCUUCCAUAUAUGUGGUUCAUUGGAAGUUCUUUGUCAUUUUAAUUCCAUGAAAGUCUUAAUGUUCAACCUUGAAAAUUCUCUUGUUAAAUAUGUUUGAUUUCUGAAAAGGCUAGAGCUGGGGGGGAAUAUUUUGCUAAUGGUGAUGUCAACAGAGUAAACCACAUAUUUAUUAGUGUGUCAAAAGAUGUAUGUAAAUCUGAAGGUUAUCUGAACUAAAUUGUAUCUUAAAAUUCAUAAACGGGUUUAUUAGACACUGAGAUCUUGACAUUUCCAUGAACAUAAACACAUUCAUAGAGAUGUAUUCUUGGUGAAAUAUCUUGAGGAUACAGUGUUAUAAUACACAUUUUGCUGGUUUGAUCAAGGUUGGGGGAAAAUAAUCUAUUCUAGAAUGAUAAAGUCAAUGUGAUUAAGUAAUGUUGCUGUCUGAGCCAAAAUAGCCAAUUGGGUGCUCUGUUGAUAAUAUGUUACCAUUAUUUUUUGAAUCCUGUCCUGGUCAAGUCCACUGAAUUUUUUUUUCUUUAAUCUUGCAGAAAAAUUGAUUUCAAAGUGUGGUAAAAAAUAUAAAAAUAAUGGUAGCAGUAGUUAAUCUCUAAUUUGUAGAGUUCAUCAGAUUCACAUUUUAUAAGAAUGUAUCUUUAUGAAUGAGUUACAUUGUUCUGCAUUUUUGAUCAGUGAUAUUUAAGCUUGUAAAUGCUAAGUGUCUUUGAACCAAAAAUGUUUCCUUUUCUUAAAAUCCAUGAGAUUUUCUUUAUUUGUUGGCUUCACUUGAAUUUGGAUGCAAAUUUCACUGCAUCAUACCCUGAUCAACCUGGGCAUUUGCUUAAAUACUGUGUUCAUCAAAUCUUUAGUGCCAGUUUUCCACAAGCAGCUUUCAUGCUUAUUCCUUAAAGAUAAAGAAUGUUUAUUCUGGGAUUGGUGUUGCACUAUUUUAUCCUAUUCUGCAAAUCUGUAUUCUGAAAUGUACAUUUCAAUCCAUCUUUUUCCUCUGUCCAUUGAAAUUAAGUUGAAUUCGAAUGGAUGAAAGGCAAAAUAUGUUAAUACAAUCUCUUAUUUAGAGCAUUCAAAGCCUGGCUGUCUCUAUUUGCACAUGUUACAGAUGCAGAACUGUGGUUGCAUUCUAGGGAAAUAUAUGUUAGAAAAUACAUUAUCAGGUGUUUAAAGAUCUCAACCUGUUGAUUCAUAAGGAAUAUAGACAGUACUUCAACUUGUGUUUUCAAAUAAGGGAGGUUUUCGUUUUCUUUCUAUGAAAGUGUUACUGAAUCCAUUUAUUAAAUAAACUACUCCAUUUUGAAGAAGGAAAGAAUGGAGAAUCUAGACAUUCUGCAGGUGGUAACUGAGCAAGAUACAUAUUUGGGUUACUUUUAUCACAUCACAUUUUUUAAACCAUAUUUUAUCUUUGUUCUAAAUUUACUUUCAAGUAUUUUUCUCUAUUAAAUAGCAGGAAAAUUUAGAACUUUUACAUUUAUACUAGUUUUGCAUAAAGAACUUCAGCUACCAAAUAAUAUUUCCCAUUUAGUUAUUAUAGGUUGCUUCUGUGUAUUGUACUAAAAAUUACAAAUAUCACUAACCACUAUAAUUAUUUUUGGCUUUUACAGCCACUGAAACAUGCCUUUAAAAUUUAAAUACAGAUGAACUGUUAACAAGCAAAUGCACUGCUUCCAGGUAAAUUAUAAUCACCUUUUCUUUAACAAAUAUUUUCUUCACCUGUGGCUUGGUAUGUUUAGUUAAUAACGGACAAAUAUAUUCUUACAGCAUAAAGUAAAAAUACCAGAAGCAAAUUUUAUCUCUAUUAUAUAAAUUCAAAUUAGAAUGCACCUGUGAACAUAAGCAGGGCUUCAUCUCUGCCACACUAUUAAUUUCUUUUUUCACAGCAAUGUUAUUUAGAAGCCAGUUAGGUAUGCAUAUUAUAAUAGUUUGGGUUCUCCCUUAAAAAAGGAAAGGGUUGAUUCUGAUAAUGGCCAGAUUUCCUGAAAUUAUUUUAAAUCAGCUUAAAUUAGGUUGGGGUAAUUAAUAGUUUUUGAGAAGUGGGUCAGGUAUCAUUUUCACAAAGAAGUGUUAGAAUUUCUUUUAGUUCUUAAUUAUCAUCUUUGUCCUUUCACAUGCUUCUCAUAAUCAAAUACAUGACUGUAGAGUGAUUAUUUUUAGUACUAUUUGUGAUCACCACAAAUUGGAGUUCAAGCUAGAGAUCGUAAGUCUAAAAUACUUUUUUAGCCCUUGAUUCUUACCUAUAUAAAAUUCAGUCCUAUAAUUCUAUUUGUAGUGUUUCACUGAAAAUCAAGUAAAAUCCUAAAUUUUUUUCUUCAGUAAUCAAUUUUCUAGUUAAUCAUACCAAGUCUGAAUUAAUGACCCAAAGUCCAGGUAGAGUUAGAGGUGGUGUAUGUCUAGAAAACUGGUACUGAGAAACUGGUUGAAAUGGAAGAAAACAAGAUACUGCCAAAUAUUAAGAGCUAGAACUCCACGAGAAUAAUUACUCAGGAAUUAGUUAAAGAGCAAGCUCAAGGCCAGUUUCUCCCCUUUGACUAUAUUUCAGUUAUUCUAUUGGAAAAUGUGAGAGAAAGUCCUGAGAAAUUUAGCAAAUGCUAUUGACUGUGAAAUUUGCUUUAUAUUUAAACAUCUUUAGUUUGGAUUUUAAAAUCACACCUACUGCUUGCAAUUAAGAUACCAAUCUGAAAUACAUUUGUGAUUCCCAGCCACAGGUCCUUAUUGCCAUUAUUUUUAAGUAUCUAACUAUAUUGGAAAUAAGCAGACUUGUGCAUAUGUUCUCUUACUCAGGGAAGAUCACUUGGUGGUAACUCAUAUACUACUAAUGACAGGUUGUUGAGAAUUGUAUUGACACCACAUGUUAGCUACUGAAUGCAAAAUUUAUAACAGUAUUAUUUUAUGUAGUUACCUACUAAUACUGGCUGCUAGUGAACAUUUCUCUAACAAAUUAGGCCUAACAACUAACCUUUAGGUAUGUGGUAAACUUGGAACUUCUGUUAUUAAUUACACUUUGGCCAAUAUAGUGACAAUAGUUUAUUUCAGAAUAUCAGUACAGUAUUAUCUUCAUUUUUCAGGAAUUUUAAUUGGCCAAUAUUUAAAAUACUGCAGAGCAUAUUUUGAGAGUCUCAUGGUUCUCAAAACAAGAUUUCCAUAUUAAGUUUUUCAUAAAAGCUUUUGCAAAACCAAAUUAAACUCCGCUCUAUGAAUUUAGAAUGACCUUUUAUAACAGUAGUAGUGAGAUACAUACUGUAAGUUGGGUAGACAUCCUACAUUUCAAGGUUAUCAUAUAAUUUAACAAAAUUGUAAAUAAAGGCUCUUCAUGUUUAAAUUAGAAGUUAAUUUUUCAGAUCAGAACUACUCACUUGAGAACAUACCAUAGUAGAAUGUUUACUUAAGAAAUAAAAUAAUAAAGGGGAGCUUUCUCCCAAUGUAAGAUUUAUAGUUAAUUGUAAGUUCUGCCACUCUUAAUAAUUCUUUGAGAUGCUAAGUGUUUCAAUUCAUAUUUAAUGAUACUUAAAUUGGAAUUUUAACAUUUUGUUCCAAAAUAGCAGAAAUUGUAAAGAUUUGUGAAUUAUUGGAGAAAAUGCCAUUCCUUGUAUAUCUGAAUUUAAUUUUUUAAAUUAUGGAGUCUACAUGCUUUUGUAGUAUAAUAUUAAUACAAUGACUAUUCUCUUGUAAAAGGAAAACUAGUAAAAAGUUUUAGUUGAUGUUAUCUGCUUGUGAGUAUCAAUUACUUAGUAUUUAAAAUUCUAAAGUAUUGCAUACUUCUCUUUAGAAUGCACAAAUCCCUUCAUGAGCCUUUAUGCCUGUGGUAGAGCAAUAAAAGAUUGAAAAGUUUAUCAAUAUUUUCAGAUUUAUUUGUCUAAGAAUUAGUGCCAAGAGCUGGAGAGUCUACUUUGGGGAGGGAAAUGCUUUUUAGAAUAUGUAAAAAUAAGUGGUAAUAGUGUAAAUGUUUAGAAAAAAUUAAAUAGCAAGUGCUUUACCUGCUCAAUAAAAUAGUAUAAAUGUUGUAUUAUCCCACAGGCCCUGGCUGUUACCCAUUAUUUUCUGAUUUUGUGGUUGCUGUCUAUAUUACAUUUGACUAAUAAGUAAUUGGUAAUAGUGUAUUACAACUGUAUAGUGUUCCUAUAGCUUACUUCACUGUACAGUAUUUUUAAUUUUCUUUUAUGUCAAUAAUAAAAUUAAUACAUACUGAUUUGCCCCUCAACUUUUCCACAUUAGCUUUUUAAAAUAAGUUUUUAUUAUUUAGUUUCCUGGAAUUAUACCUUAAUGUUAUAAUGCAUGAAGAUAUAGUUCAGUUUUAUAAAGGAAUUGUUAGUGUAAUAAGGUUUUUUUAACUUCCUUAAGAGGACUAUCAUAUAGAGAUAGUCAUUACUUUAAUGCAGAUGUCAAUGCAAAUGAAAUAAAUCCAAUUAGAAAAGAGCAAAAUUCUUUUAGAUAUAUUACAUAAUUGGAUCAUGUAAUGCUUAUUGAAUAUUUCAAGAUAACAUGUUUUAAUAAGAACUUGGUGUGCUAGUUUCUUAAAAAAUAAUAGAGAUAAUGAAAUGAGAAAUACAGAAGGUGGUACUAAAUUACAUUUGCAUAACAGCAAUCAACAUGACAUACUUACUCUUACAUUUUAAUAUAUAUGCUUAAUAUCUAUUUUGUUAGACUGUUCAAUUUAGUAGUUGGAGCACAGCUUCCAACACCAGACUUCUAGAGCUAAGUCCUGGCACACUGCUUACUCUGACCUGUCUGCAUCCAUUUCUUCUCUGGGAAUAUGCUAAGGCUUGGGUGUUGCUGAGUAUUAAAUGAGUUAACCCAUAUCUUACAGUGCCUGACAUACAGUAAGCAUUCAAAUGUUUGCUAUUGUUAUAAUUUAUCAAAGUGAUAGAGCUCACUUGCAAUUUAUGUGAGAUAAAUCCUCAUAUAUAAUGCACACGUUUAAAUAAUUUGUUAUGUUAUAAUUUGCUUUAUUGUUGGUGUAUAAUGAAUGAGGUAAAACCUCAGUGGUUGUUAUGUUCAAAUAUUUAUGCAAGAGCUUUGUGACCAUGUGCAGUACUGACAGUCGGUGUGCUCUGUGACUCACUUGUUCUGUGACCUAAGGCAAGUCAUGGACCCUUUCAAGGCCUCGUUUCUGCUAUAACCUGUGGUUCUACAGUUGUUAACCCUCUUGUUCUGCUGACCAUGUAUCAUCAUGGUCUCACUUGCUGACUGGACAAGUGAUCUGGAUAUGAGCCCCACGUAAACUAAACAUAAUUAGCUUUGCUUUAUGCUUUGCCUACACUUGCCCCAAAUGUGGACUUGAGGUCUUGUACAUGCAUGCCACUGGUCACAUACCACAUAGUUUGGAGCUGUCAAAAACUCUUCAGUGAAUAAAAAGAAAAACAUGA
Messenger RNA from Manis pentadactyla (Chinese pangolin), 9515 nucleotides. RefSeq names its product valosin containing protein interacting protein 1 (gene VCPIP1). Bases 283 to 3954 code for a protein of 1223 amino acids. The transcript is spliced from 3 exons. Gene Ontology annotation, biological process: protein K48-linked deubiquitination; Golgi reassembly; endoplasmic reticulum membrane fusion. NCBI's taxonomy places the organism in Eukaryota, Metazoa, Chordata, Mammalia, Pholidota, Manidae. The record is from RefSeq and is a predicted model, not a curated record. Gene Ontology annotation, molecular function: cysteine-type deubiquitinase activity.